CUGCAGGGGAGGGAAGGGAAGAGGGGCCCCAUUGAACAAGGUGCCAUGGAUCCGUGGUGGGAAGAAAAAAAAAGAAGAAAAAAAGCUGAGGGAGACGAUCAGGGUUCAGCACCAUGUAUCCCACCUACGUUGGUGUAUCAUUAUGUAUGUUUGUAUGUACAUAUGUAGCAGACCUGGGACUUCUUUUAGAGUCGUUACAUACAGACCUAGUACCCUAUCCGAGUGCCGCGGCCGGGUCCAUCUCCCGCUUCCCUAGUAUCCUAAUUCCCAGCGUCCGAGUACCCCUAGGCUGGGUACUUAUAUUACCUAGGUCGGUAGGUAGGCAAUGGGUGUAGUUUAAUAGGUGUAUUUCAAGUUUAACCCAGGUUACGGUAAUAGUGAGCCCGUAGCCGGUUCAUUCACGGUCCUGGGAAUACCAGGUACGUAAUUUGAAAUUUAAUUACGGGGUAUGGUUAUUAGAUUAGAAGAGACAAUAUAAUACAACACAUUUCAAUACCGGCAGUCGUCUCCCACAAUGUAGCCCUGGAGGCAGCAGAAUAAUUCUCCAGAUGUCGGUUUCCAACAUCAGCGUGGUAAUGGUGGAUGUAUUAAUGGUUGAUGAUACUCUAUACAUACAUUAGGUAUUGUACAUGCCUGGGUAGAUUUUGUGACAGGCAGAAUGUCAGGUAUUAUCGAAAUCCCAAUCUCACGGCUUGGUUUCCCA
Messenger RNA from Hypoxylon fragiforme, 703 nucleotides. RefSeq lists its product as uncharacterized. Bases 114 to 335 code for a protein of 73 amino acids. The transcript is spliced from 3 exons. The record is from RefSeq and is a predicted model, not a curated record. NCBI's taxonomy places the organism in Eukaryota, Fungi, Ascomycota, Sordariomycetes, Xylariales, Hypoxylaceae.